GUCUACACAACUCACUUCGCUACCGGCUGGUCAUUUAACAUCUCUGGACUCACAAACCAUCUGAUACACCCCAGAUACACAUCAGAUACACCCCAGAUACACAUCGGAUACAACUUAGAUACAUCCCAGAUAUUCAACAAGCUUGUCUUCUUGUCUUGGUCCUGGUGUGUGGCAUGUCUCAGAAAGCGGUGAAUGAAGAACUGAGCAAAGAGAUUCGUGAGUACGACAGCAGCCGUGACGUCACCGUAGCUGUUGGCGCCGCCAUUGCUGUACUUGCUGGAGCAACAGCUGUAGCUGCGGGUGUUGCGUCAUACGCUGUUGGCCAGUUAGAAAACUACAGGAAAGAUGUUUCGUCUAUUUGGAUGGCGUGUAUACCGUUCAUGUUCCCUGUCGUUACUGGGGUUGCAGCCACAUACAGAAGGCAGAUGUCAAGCGUGGGUACUCACGUCUGCCUCCUACUUGCCACACUGCUAGCGGGAGGGGUCGGCUAUGGGCUGUCCAUUCAAAAUGUUUUCAUCAACCGCGCCAACUGCAUGCCGACCAGUGAGGUCAGCUGUCAGAGAGAGAGCCUGGUCUACAUGUACGUCGGGGCGGGGGGCGCUGCUGCUGCUCUCACAGUGCUCAGUCUGGCUGUCUCGGCAUUCUCCUGCUCCAUGGCUCUGACACGCAGGGAGGUCAGGAGACUCGCUAAAGAGAGGUCAGGAGACGUCUCUCACACACCUGACAGGAAACCUCUCCUGCUCUCUCCAACAGGCUGCCAGUAGAGGCACUUCAGUGGAGUUAGUGUCGGGCCAUGUGAUCAGUGUGUUCAGCGAUAUAUGGGGAACUUAAAGAUACGGACUUUGUUGAAAAUAAUAUGUUGGAUAUUUUAAAUGUAUAAACUAAUUUUUUUUAAAGAAGAAAAAUACAAAUAAAAGCAUAUUCGUAUGUAGAAACACAUUUUUAAAUUUAAAAAAAAUUACGUUACAUGUCACAUGUUUAAACUACGGAAAGUACACAACACAAAUGGCGUCAUCUUCCAAUUUUAGAAUAUGAAGAAAUGAACAAUUUCAUUCACAUUUGAUUUACCUCUAUAGGUCUACUUAACACGACAUACGCAAUGAAAUUUAUACAAUUUUCUCGGUCAAAAUGUCAAAACUUAUACAAAUUACAUUUUAAAAAAACAGCAUAAAUUCCCUUGAACAACAGGGUUUUUAACGGAAUCAUUUAAGUAUCAUAAUCAGUGCGUGCAUUUAAUAUUGUGUUGUGUUGACUAAUAAUGUAUAUAAAUCUAAUUGGUUUUAAUUUUUCGUAUAUUAUUGGUAGUCUACGUUAUUUUAAAUGUGUCGGAUUUAGAUAUUUCUUUGUUUUUUCCCUAACAUGAAGCAAAGAACAUUGGGUUUUGACCUAUAACUAUUUUAUAAAUUAUUUCACCAAACAAAUCAAGUAUAAUAUUAAAAGAUAUUUAAUAUAUAGAACUAUAAUUCGCGUGAAACGGGUACCAAGGGCUGUUUUUUUUUUAAACGAGAGUGAUCUCCCCUAAACUUCUCGAAUAUUACAUGUUUACAAGCUUUAUUUAACUUGCUUCCUCUGUCGUCAGUUUUCGAACACAAGUGACAUCGCGACAGGGGAUGGGGGUGGGGUGGUGGGGGAGUUUUGGCCACGCGUGAGUGAUUUCUUUGGCUGACUGCACGAGGUCAUCAAUGACGUCACAGUUCUGUUGACACACACACACACACACACACACACACACACACACACACACUGAUACACACACACAUCCCCGCCAUAUAUAAAAACACCAACGCACUCG
Physella acuta is the source of this 1792-nucleotide messenger RNA. RefSeq lists its product as uncharacterized. The record is from RefSeq and is a predicted model, not a curated record. NCBI's taxonomy places the organism in Eukaryota, Metazoa, Mollusca, Gastropoda, Physidae.